AUGCGAAUUGCUCAUCGAGAUAUCAAACCAGAAAACAUCUUUGUCGCUAAACACUUUGUGCUGAAAUACUUCGCCAAAUACGAAUUUCUACCCGAAAUACAACCGAACCAAACGUGUUUGACGAAACCGAUUGGGCUUGAAAGUUUGGAAGAGCAAAGUUUAUCGACCAUCAAUCCACCAGAUGCCACUUUUGGAAGUGAUCACAAGGAGAACACCGAAGAGAAACCCAAAGAAAUCCCGUUGAUCGUUCCCACUUUCCUUCUCAACAAUGUUCUGCCAAAAAUCAAAAGAACGACGAAUCUACGCAACAUUUCUGUUUCUUGGCCACUGAGAAAGCGAUACUUGACAAGUCCAAAAGCCAAAGUACCGAUUCGUUUGGAAAUCUGCGACAUGCAAUUGUGCAAUGUGAAUGAGUAUAGAGCUGCGUUGGCCAGUGAACUCUUGAAAAUUCAUUGUCUUUCCGAUUUCAAUCAAUUCGAGCAACAAACUCUGAUAAAAAGUGAUAUGGAUUGGAAGGAUGAACAUCAACGAGAGUUUUGUCGACAAAUGAACAUCGCAAUUGAUGAGUUCUGGGAAUACAAAGAGAUUAAA
Molecule: messenger RNA, 591 nt
Organism: Mesorhabditis belari
Lineage: Eukaryota; Metazoa; Nematoda; Chromadorea; Rhabditida; Rhabditidae
Source: the annotation of a GenBank genome assembly